Molecule: messenger RNA, 1788 nt
Organism: Ochlerotatus camptorhynchus
Lineage: Eukaryota; Metazoa; Arthropoda; Insecta; Diptera; Culicidae
Product: oocyte zinc finger protein XlCOF28-like
Exons: 6
Coding region: 1-1725 (574 amino acids)
Biological process (GO): regulation of transcription by RNA polymerase II
Cellular component (GO): nucleus
Molecular function (GO): DNA-binding transcription factor activity, RNA polymerase II-specific; sequence-specific DNA binding
Source: RefSeq, a predicted model, not a curated record
AUGGAUUUAUCAGUUCCGGAAGAGGCUACAGAUUUAUCAGUUCCGGAAGAGGCUGCAUUUGUACCGAACAACGGACUGCUGACACCAUCGGAAAUUGAGUUAGCCCAACCGACGAAGGCCAUCGGAAUUGAGUAUGCCGAUGGAAAGUACUAUUUCCUGCAGUCGGAAGAUGAAUCAGAUGAUGAGUUGAUUGAACGGGUUAGCACUUUGGAUUGUCAUUCGAUGCAGCUACCGAUGAAAAUUAACCGGGAAGAUAAUGUCUCACCGUUGGAUGAAAUCGAAGAAGAACAACUACAAGAGGUAGAGGAUGUGGCGGAAGCAGAGAAUGAGUUCGAAUUGGUCGUUUCGGAUAAUUUUAGUUUAGAGGAGGCAGAGGAACAGCUUCAGCAAGAAGACGACUGCGAUAGGCUGUUUGUGGAAGAAACUCCGACGGAGGUGGGAAUGGAUAGUUUGAUCGAGGAGGGUAGCGUGAUAACCACCUCGGAGGUGACCGAUGCUGAUGGUCAGGAGUAUGUUCUGGUGAAGGAAGAAAUGCACGAUGAAAGCAGUCAACUAAUGAUGGAAGCAUUGGACGAUGAAUCUGUAAUCGAAAGGGAUAACAUCACUGAUUAUGGCACGGUUGAAAUGCUGGAAGAUUCGUUCCCUUCGAAUUCAAAGGAGAAAAGAGUGGAUAAACAUUUUUGCACGUACUGCAAUAAAGGUUUCCCUUACGAAAGUGCUCUUAAGAAACAUUUGUUUGUGCACACCGGUUUGAAGCCCCACGUUUGCGGCACCUGCGGUAAAAGUUUUUCCCAAAAGAUUAACCUCUCAAUCCAUCUGCGAAAGCACACUGGAGAAGAACCUCUCAAGAAGUAUACCUGCUCCGUUUGCGGAAAGAAAUGCAUUCGAUUGAGCGAACUGAAAAUUCAUUUGAAAACCCACUGGAAGAAGUAUCCUCACGCUUGCACGCUUUGCACGGAUCGAUUCGCCGAUAUUACCAACUAUUACGAGCACAUCAAAUCGCAGCACAAGAACGAAAUAUCCCUCCAGGAGAGUAUCGAUAUGAUUGCUCAGAACGAGAACGCUGAGCUGAUCGUGCAGGGUGAUGAUGAUACGAUUACCGUAGAUGAUGGAUUGUACCGCUGUACGGUUUGCCUGAAGACGUUCAAAACGGAAAGGCUGCUAAAGAAGCACAAACGGAAAAUGCAUCCCAAGGUGUUUGUCUGUGCCAGCUGUCCGAAGCAGUUUCUGUACAAAAGUUUACUUGACAAGCAUGCGCGCGUGCACACACAGGAGAAACCGUUCAAAUGCCCGCAAUGUGAUACGUCAUUUUCGCAGAAGGUCAAUCUGGAGGUCCACCUCGGCAAGAAGCACAACAUUCACGUGCGAAACAUCCAGCCAAGGUUGUUCGUCUGUGAGUACUGCAACAAAUCGUUCGAUCGACCUUCCACGCUGCAAGUUCACAUCCGCACGCACACCAAAGAGCGGCCUUUCGGUUGUAUGGACUGUCCGAAAUCGUUUGCAUCGAAUAGUGCCCUGGCAACGCACAUCAAGACCAACCACCGGGGAGAGUCAAUACUGUUGCAAUCAUUCCAACGGAACUCAGCUAUCAAUGCCGAAAGCAUUAUCCUGGAAGAACGGAGCGCCCCUUCGGAUAUCGUGGAGGAGGAAGAAGACGAGGAUGUCAAGUUCAUUCAAUAUUCCAUUCAGUUUGUCAAUACGGAUGGAAAAGAGGAUUUUCUCUAGGCAGGCGGACUCUGCGGAUUUGUGUGUACAUAGUAGGUAAUUUAGUUAAGUUAGUGGAUGUUU